UCGUGUUAUCUUGGUCCGUUAUCUAGCUCUAAUUAAAUUAUGGUGUUAUACGAUUAAAUUGUACAUUAAACAUACAUCAUAGAGUCAAGUGGUACAUAUAUAUACAGUUUAAGACAUGAUUCCUAGUCCUUUGCUUGCUAUAUUUAUCUUAAAUGGGCUUGUUGAAAACGUAUCAGCAUAUAACAACACUUUACCAUGCCGUGUAUGUCACAGAGCAAGUACACUGUCUGAAUGCAAUACUGUAGUUGAUUGUGAUAGAACAUUAGAGGACUGCUAUCUGGAUCAGCUUGUUACUGAGAAUCUGACCAUAGUGUAUGACGGCGGUUGUAGGUCUAAGGUUGUUUGCAAUACGCCCUUCCAAGGUCGAAGAUCUUCUGAUCUUGUCGCAUGUUCGAGAUGCUGCAACUUCGAGAACGAGUGUAAUACACGUUUGUGUGGAAUAAAAGAUGACACGCAUAUCCAUGACCACACGUGCUAUAAUUGUGACCACAGAACAUCUGGACAGUCCGAAGUAGCAGAUCCAUCUCAUUGUGUUACUUUCACUACGUGUAGAUCGGAGGAGAUGUGCUAUGCAACUGAAUCCGAUGUUGGCGGUCGGACAAUGUUUUUCUACGGUUGUCUAAAUAAGCGGGAAUGUGGGAUUCUAAUGGGAAAAGCUUUCGACAAUUAUAAGAUGUGUGUAGCUAAUGUAACACAACCUCCAGCUGGAGUGUCACGUGAUCAGGCAUGCCGUAAUGUUGGAAAACGUUCUGCCUCGCUGUGCCGUGCUUGCUGUGAUGAUAGGAAUUGUAACUAUGGAACAUGUGAAGAACUUCAAGAGCGGAUAUUCAAGCUGGCUAUCCUAGGAAAAUUCAAUAUGACUACAUUAAGAAGUGUAUAACAAAUCAGCAGGAAACACGAUAAAGAAUAUUCUGUAAAAAUCUUA
Messenger RNA from Ruditapes philippinarum (Manila clam), 925 nucleotides. RefSeq lists its product as uncharacterized. The record is from RefSeq and is a predicted model, not a curated record. NCBI's taxonomy places the organism in Eukaryota, Metazoa, Mollusca, Bivalvia, Venerida, Veneridae. The coding region runs from base 116 to 880 and encodes 254 amino acids. The transcript is spliced from 10 exons.